Molecule: messenger RNA, 1335 nt
Organism: Paramecium primaurelia
Lineage: Eukaryota; Ciliophora; Oligohymenophorea; Peniculida; Parameciidae
Source: the annotation of a GenBank genome assembly
AUGGGAUGUCUUUAAUACGUUCUUUUCUAAAAAAAGAAAAAGGAGGAUGAUCAACAUUAAAAUAAUUAAUAAGAAAAAUCCGAAAGAGAACAACCCAAGAAUACUUAAACUGAUAAUGAUAAGGAUGAUGAUUCAAAAAAUAAGGAUGAACUAGGAGCAAAAAAUAUUAGUCUAAAUUGGAAAGUUGAUGACUGCUGGGUUAAAGAUUGUUAGAAAUUUAAUUACGAUCUUAUUACCAAUAUAAAAGGGAAAUAUUUUAAUGUUCUAUUAUUCAAAAAUAUCUAAUUUUAUUAUAAAAAAAUAAAUAGUAAAAUGAAAGAUUCAAAUUACGAAGAUGUAAAUAUAUAUGAAAUAGAAGGAUUUAUUUAUUAAACUGAAUAUGAUAUUCAUUUCAAUCCAAAGUAUAAAUUAUAAAGAGGGAUUUUCUUGAUAAAUUUGAAAGAAAGAAAAUUUCAAUUAAAUGGAUAAGGUGAAGAAUAUUAAGGAAAAUCUACAUUUAUAAAACACAUUGGUAAGUUUAAAAAUGGAGAAUAUAUAUCUGAACCAAAGAAUACAAUUAACGAUCAGAAUACAAAUUAAUAGACUAAAAGAAAUAACUAAAAAAUUAUUAUUAUUACAGAUGUGACAACAGGAAUAUAAUAUAAUAAUUAAAAAAUCAUGCGUAAAUAAUAAGUCUAAGUCUAAAAUUUUUGGUGUAAGUAUAAUUAAUUAAUAUCAAAUAAUGAUCUGGAUAUAUUAAAAAAUAAAAGAUGGAUAACUAGUAGUAUUAUUGAUAGUUAUGUUCUUAAGCUUAAUUUAGACAGUGAAGAUAAAUAUUUUAAUCUAAAAUUUUAAGAGAGAUAGAAAAUUAAACGUAUAUUAUUUUUACCAACUAGUUUAACUACAAACUUUGGAGUAUACUUUGAUAAACAAAAAGUAACUUAUUUAUUAGAAUAAGAAUUACUGGAAUACUCAUAAAUGAAUUUAGAAAUAACAAGAAUUUAUAAGAAAAUUGGAUUUCCAAUCAACCUAAAUAAUUUUCAUUGGUAUUUUCUAUUAUAUGAUGCCGAAGUAGAAUAAGUUUAGAUCUUUGAUUCAACAUCAAAUUUUAAUAAUUUUUCAAUAAAAAAUGAAAAUUUAAUAAAUACUUUGGCAGAUGUCCUUAAGAUAAAAAUUAAAUUAAAAUAAAUUCACAAAGAAUCAGGUAAAUAAAUUAAUGGUUAUUCAUGUGGAUAUCAUGUAUGUAAUUUUAUGAAGUUUUGCUAAGAAUAAUAAUUUAAUAAUAAUCAAAAAGAUUAUUAAUAUGAUGAAAAAAAUAUCAUCUAGAUAUUAUAAAAGAUAAUAGCUAAAGAUUGA